UAUAGAAGCGCCGCGUAACCGCUUAUAUUUGUGAUCCGAAACCUCGGCUCUUUCUGCCUAAUCGGGCCGAACGAAGUGCGGAACUUUCAGACCCCGUCCGCCAGAUUGUGAGUCCUGUCGACCAGGCGCCGCCUUCCCCGGGGCUGCUGAUGUCCGCAACACUCAUCACGCCACCGUCUGCGCUUUCCACCGAUCCGGAGACGGGCCAAGCUGUGACCUGCCCACCGGCGUUCUCAGAGAGGGCUGCUCAGGGCGUGAUCACGAGUUCUACGAAACCGCCGUGCUCCCCGAGCCGCAAGUCGUCGCUCGAGUCGGAGCCAUUCUCCGAUGAGCUGGGUCAGCUGCGCAGCCGGCUUCGACCGCACAGGUCGUCGGUGAGCACCGGCGCCCUGAAAAGAAACAUAAAAAAGACUAGGAAGCGGACGUCCAUUAUGGAAGGUGGCAAGAUCGUGAUGCCCGGAGCAUCUUCUCCCCCGCCCAAAGCCACCGCGAGUAACUCGGACGACAUGGGCAGCUUCCUAUAUGGAACAAGACGUCCGGUACGAGAAUACAUCGGCUUUAAAUACCAGAAGCAACAAACGAUUCACCGGCAGCUAGCCGUGACAACAAUCAUCGCCUGCACGCUCAGCUCGGCUAUGAGCCUGAGCCGAAACCGUGCCAACGUGUACUUCCUCGACUACUUCCGCGACAGGUUCAACGCCGAGGUCACGAGCAACUUGGUCUGGGUGGCCAUGGUCCUGCCGAUGGAAUGCGUCACGCUGAUGGUGGCGUGGCUACACGUUCGGGCCUUCGUCCUGCGGCAGUUGUGA
This is a messenger RNA of Dermacentor silvarum, 809 nucleotides long. RefSeq lists its product as uncharacterized. Bases 150 to 809 code for a protein of 219 amino acids. The transcript has 5 exons. The record is from RefSeq and is a predicted model, not a curated record. NCBI's taxonomy places the organism in Eukaryota, Metazoa, Arthropoda, Arachnida, Ixodida, Ixodidae.